UCAGCGUCGGUGUCAGUACCAUGACAACAGCAGGUCGAGUGUGAGAAGCUGAGAUGUCUUGAGCUGUCUUGUUUUACCACACAUUACUGGAGAAAAUAUCACUGCAUUCAAGGAUGUCUUUAUUUAAGGCUCGUGAUUGGUGGGCAUCAGUGCUGGGUGAGGGUGAGGAGUUUGACCAGGGGUGUCUGUGUGUUGGGGAUGUGGAUAACAGUGGAAGUGGAUAUGAUAAGAUUGUAGUGGGCAGUUUUAUGGGGAUGUUACGCAUCUUCUCACCACACCCUGCUAAACCAGAUGAGCAGACGGAAGCUGAUGCCCAGCUGCUGGAGGUUCAAUUGCCUGAUCCCAUCAUUCAAGUGGAGAUGGGCGAGUUUGUCUCUUGUUCAGAGUUGCUCCAUCUGGCAGUGCUUCACCCCAGGAAGCUGUCUGUCUAUGCUGUGUCAGGUACUGCUGGGAAUGUUGAACAUGGUGACCAGUAUCAGCUGCGACUGGUGUAUGAACACAGCUUACAGAGAACAGCUUGCAACAUGACAUGUGGUCCCUUUGGGGGUGUCACAGGUCAUCAUUUCAUCUGUAUCCAGUCCAUGGAUGGGAUGCUGAUGUUUUUUGAGCAGGAGACUUAUGCUUUUGGUCGCUUCCUGCCAGGAUUCUUGUUGCCCGGCCCUCUGAGCUACUGCAUCCGCACUGACUCCUUCAUCACGGUCUCCUCCACCCGGCAGGUGGAGUGCUACAGGUAUGAGACACUGGCUGUAGCCACAGAUGCAGACACCAGACAAGACUCUGAUCAGCAGAGCAAGAGCUCAGGGAAGAGACUGACGGCUGACUGGACACUGGUGUUAGGAGAAGAGGCUCUAGAUAUCUGUGUUCCCAACACAUCUUCAGCGAUGUCCUCCAUCUUUGUGCUGGGGGAGAGAAAUUUCUUUUGUCUCAAGGAUAAUGGUCAGAUCCGCUUCAUGAAGAAAUUGGAGUUCAACCCCAGCUGUUUCUUGCCCUACGGAUCAGUUUCUGAGGGUUCCACCAACAUCCUGAUGUGUAACCAUAACAACAUGCUGCUGGUGUACCAGGAUGUGACGCUGAAGUGGGCGUCCCAGCUGUCCUGUGUGCCUGUGGCUGUACGUGUCGCUAACUUCCCGGAGCUGAAGGGGUUGGUGGUGACUCUGAGCUCUGACGGUCAUCUCCAGUGUUCCUACAUGGGCACUGACCCCUCCUUCUUCACUGCACCUAAAGUGGAUGCCCGAGAGGUCAACUAUGAUGAGGUUGACACAGAGAUGAAAAUGCUGCAAAAGGUUAUUCGUGAGGCUACCAAAACCCAAGACAUUCUCCCGAGGGCAGAGACUGAGGAAGAGUUCACUCUGACGGCCAUAGUCUCAUCUCACCUGGAUGAAGUCUCGUGUGCUGUCAUACCUGAGAUGAAUGGCAUGCCUGUCCCCUCUGUCACAGUCAAAGUUAAAAUAAAGAACCGUGGUGCGGUGCACAGCCCAAAGAUGACGGUGUGUGUUCAGCCUCCUCUGGGAGUCACGCAGGACCAGUUUGUGUUGGACUCCAUAGGCAGUGGCUGCGAGUUAGUGGUGAGAUUCUCAGCAUUUCUGAACGGCCACUAUCCUCCAGCGGAUUUGUGUGGAGAUAUCGCCGUGUCCUACAGCUCAGCUACAGAGCUCAACCCUGCAGGAAUCCCUCGAGUAUCUCAGUGUAAAUUCAACCUGCCUCUUCGGUUAGUGUGCUACCCCUCCUCAGCUAUCAAAAAUGCCAAGUACAAGAUCACUGUGGACACCAACAAACCUCCUGUCAACCUCAGUGAAGUCUUCCCAGAUUUCUCUGAGAAGUCAGAAAAAAAUGACAGCAGUGCUUUGGGCUUCCAACUCAUCACAGGCUCAAGGGUCAUUGUCCUUGCCUCCAAAACGUCCCGUUAUAGCAUUAGCAGAUGCAGCAGAAGACAACCGGGAGCGUUUGAUCCAAGCUUUUACACGUUUGCGGAGUGCCACUCACCUCCUCAUCCUACUGUUGUCUCUGUGGCAGGGGCUCAGCUCAGAGCAGACUGCCAUCCUGGAGGCCACACUUCUACCACUGCUGCAGGACACACCACAACUUUCUUCCCACAUUCCACCUGCCUGUCAACACCCCGGCCAAUCUCUCAGAGCCUCUCUAGCCUGCCUGACGGCAAAAGGGGCUGGGAGGAGAGUGUUGAUGCAGCCGUCUCCCACCUCUUAAAAACGUGUCUGUCACGCAGCCCCAAAGAUCAGGCCAUCAGCUUGAGCACCGGGCCGCUAACCAUCCCAAAAGACACGUCACGCCUGAAGAAACACAUCACGCUGCUCUGUGACCGCUUGGGCAAGGGUGGCCGUCUCUCUCUCUCCUCAGAAGCCAAUGUCCCUACAACCAUCAUGAUGCCAGUUGGUUGUGAGUCCAUCCCUGAACCGAUAGUUGAGCAGGAGGAGGAACCACCACUGCAGCAGGACUCCGCCAAGUACAUUAAAAAGAAACAGCCAUCCAAGAGAAUCAAGAGCAAGUCAGAUUGA
Sinocyclocheilus rhinocerous is the source of this 2513-nucleotide messenger RNA. Its product is annotated as protein PTHB1-like. The transcript is spliced from 22 exons. NCBI's taxonomy places the organism in Eukaryota, Metazoa, Chordata, Actinopteri, Cypriniformes, Cyprinidae. The record is from RefSeq and is a predicted model, not a curated record. Bases 114 to 2513 code for a protein of 799 amino acids. Gene Ontology annotation, biological process: cilium assembly. Gene Ontology annotation, cellular component: BBSome; membrane.